CUAAGGAAGAAGGGCUUCUGCUGACGACGCCUCAGUACUGGAACGACUGGCGGUGGGAAUAUGUUUCCCGGAGUCGUAGCUGGUAAGCCUGCUUAAAGUCUUGCGAGCGAAUUUUGAGAACAUCUGAUCUAAUCACAUGACUAGCUCCCUUCGCAAUGGUGAAGCUUGGACCGGACGUUUCGAGUGGCACGGAGGACCCUUAUUCCGGAUAUCUUCCAGACGGUGCAUUUACUGGUUUCAGUAUGAUGCAUGAGUCUGGCACAGGCGGUGCGCCAAAGUAUGGAGUUGUUUCGCAGAUGCCAGUUGUGGGAAACGUGACCAAUCCACUCGCCAACCUUUCCACCGGUAGAUCGUCUGCAGAUGAAGGAUCUGUUGGGUACUACAAAGCCUCUUUGGCAAGUGGUGUGAUCGUUGAGCUUGCCGCUACAGAACAUGCUGGACUUUACGAGUACUCGUUUCCGGACGGCAACUCUUCGUCUAUCGUUAUUGAUGUAUCGCACGUUCUGCCUUCGUACAGAGGAAAGGGGUGGAGCCAGAGUUACUCGAACGGAAGCUUUAGCAUAUGGGAAGACAAUCAUUACGAAGGCUCAGGAACAUACAACGGUGGUUGGAACCUAGCACCCGACUGGACUAUAUACUUCUGUGGCAAGUUCGACGCUGAACCCGUCUCUGCGAAGACUUUUACUGGCACUGGAACGACGCUAGACUCAUAUGAUAGUGAGCCUGGAGUUUGGACUUCUGGGAGCUACAGACAAGGCGGUGUUUUCACCUUCGAAGAAAAAAACGUGAAGUCAAGAGUUGGAAUAUCAUUUAUAUCUUACCGGAAAGCCUGUGUCAACCUCCACGACGAGAUCCCAUCAGAUACAUCACUGCAAACACUCGUGAACAGCGCCAAGAGUAAAUGGAAUGCGGAGAUAUUUGGCAAGAUCACGACAUCAUCCACCAAAACUUCCGACCUGGCACUCCUGUACACGAAUCUUUACGGCAUGAACCUGAUCCCGUCAAACAGAACCGACGAGAAUCCUGACUGGGUUUCCAAUGAACCCUACUACGAUGAUAUUUUCACGUUCUGGGACCUCUUCCGGUGCUCAACCGCCUUGACACAUAUAAUACAACCGGUCGCCUACGAAGAGCAACUCCGGUCUAUCAUUGACGUAUGGAGGCAUGAAGGGUUCCUUCCCGAUGCCCGAUCUUCAAAUUUCAACGGACGCACCCAAGGCGGCUCAAAUGCCGACAAUGUGCUAGCAGAUGCGUACGUCAAAGGGGUUCGAGGAUCGAUAGACUGGCAAGACGGGUAUUCCGCCAUGGUACGAGACGCCGAGAAGGUGCCUGUAAACAACCACGACCCCGUCUCCCCAGACUCAUCGGACAAAGAAGGCCGAGGAGCCCUACCAGACUGGAUCAAUUACGGCUACAUCACGCCGACAUACAACCGCGCUGUUUCCCGAGCAGUGGAGUAUUCGGCUAACGACUUCGGUCUCUACCAAGUUGCCAAAGGCCUAGGUGAAAGAUCAGAUGCCUCGAAAUACCUCAAACGAUCCCGCAACUGGCGCAACCACUGGAACCCCAACGCCACCAGCCAGGGCCACAGCGGCUUCGUGGCCCCCCGCCUCGCAAAUGGGUCUUUCAUAGAGCAAGACCCACUUAGCUGCGGCGGCUGCUACUGGGGCGACGCAUACUACCAGGGCCUGCCGUGGGAGUACUCGAUGAACGCGCACCACGACGUGGAUACCCUCAUCCAGUACGUCGGCGGCGAGGACCGCUUCGUGGACCGCCUCGACCUAAUGUUCCAAACCGGCAUCAUCAGUGCUGGGACCAUCUUCAAUGCAGCCAACGAGCCGAGCUUUACAACGCCGUACCUCUACAACUUCGUCGGCCGGCAGGACCUAGCCGUCAAGCGCUCCCGUACGGUAGCGAAGACAUAUUACAACACCGGCACGGGCGGCAUUCCGGGAAAUAGCGACGCAGGCGCCAUGCAGACGUGGAUCCUGUGGAACAUGAUCGGACUAUACCCUUUGACUGGCCAAACAACAUUCCUGAUCGGCUCGCCGUGGCUCUCAGACAUGGAGAUCGACCUAGGCACAGGGAACAUCCUCAACAUCACCUCGACCGGUGGCAACAGCGACGACGCGUACUACGUGCAGAGCCUCAAAGUCAACGGCAAGAGCUGGGACAAGGCAUGGGUCACGUGGGACGACGUCUUCGCGGACGGCGGCUCGCUGGAGUUCGAGCUGGGCGAAGACCCGGUGCUGUGGGCAACUGGGCCUGCACCGCCCAGCCCGGCGUCGGAGGCACAAUAGGAUGAGGCGCCUUCGUCAGCGUAUCCAACACCCAGCGUAGAACUACCGACGACGGCGGCGGUAUCGCCGGAGGAGGCGUUGAGGCUUAUGGGGGAACCUGGUGUGAAGCGGAGGCGGAGCAUUAUUAUGAUUGCAGUGGGCGUGGUGGGUAUUUGGACUGGCGUGGUGCUUGCGGGCGCUCUUGCGUGGAGGGCCAAGACUUGAAUGAAGUCUUCGUAGAGCUACCCUUGUAAAGCGUGCUGAAUUACUCGCUUCCUACUCCAGUAAAGCACUAAUACCCUAGAAUAGUCUUAGUCUUGCAUACAUAGCUAGCAACUCGUACGUUCCGAG
Molecule: messenger RNA, 2630 nt
Organism: Mytilinidion resinicola
Lineage: Eukaryota; Fungi; Ascomycota; Dothideomycetes; Mytilinidiales; Mytilinidiaceae
Product: glycosyl hydrolase
Exons: 2
Coding region: 156-2300 (714 amino acids)
Biological process (GO): glycoprotein catabolic process; protein quality control for misfolded or incompletely synthesized proteins; carbohydrate metabolic process
Cellular component (GO): nucleus; cytosol
Molecular function (GO): peptide-N4-(N-acetyl-beta-glucosaminyl)asparagine amidase activity; carbohydrate binding
Source: RefSeq, a predicted model, not a curated record